Aspergillus saccharolyticus JOP 1030-1 is the source of this 1880-nucleotide messenger RNA. Its product is annotated as lipase ROG1 family protein. The record is from RefSeq and is a predicted model, not a curated record. Gene Ontology annotation, molecular function: monoacylglycerol lipase activity. The transcript is spliced from 2 exons. NCBI's taxonomy places the organism in Eukaryota, Fungi, Ascomycota, Eurotiomycetes, Eurotiales, Aspergillaceae. Bases 251 to 1672 code for a protein of 473 amino acids.
GUAGCAUCAGGCACCGGCGAUGACGUCUCGUUAUCUGGCUUAGUCAGCGCUAUUCUGGGCUUCCCUUCUGCUAGUCUACUACUAUUUCUUGACGGUCGGACAAGAAGGAAGCAGCCACAUGGCCCCUUGAAUUGCGAUAUAUCCGUGUCUAGUUCCGGUGCUGAGAAGUGGAUCAUGUCGAUGAGGCUAUAUUUUCACCGCUCACUCACCCCAAUUGCAAGAGGAGACUCUUGAUUUCCACCUUUUGACCAUGGAGAUGGAACUUGAUAACGGCCGGGCGCCGACCGAGACGUCGCGCAAGGCAGAUCAUCUCUGCGUGUUGGUCCAUGGGCUAUGGGGCAAUCCCUCGCAUUUGGACUUCAUCGCCACCUCGCUGCGGGAUCGAUACAACGAGGAUCGCCUCCAUAUCCUCGUCGCCAAGCGCAAUUCCGGGAAUUACACCUACGACGGCAUUGAACUCGGUGGCGAACGUCUCGCACAUGAGGUCGAAGAGACUCUGGCAAACCUAGCUGAAGAGGGUCACAACAUUCGGAAACUGAGUUUUGUCGGCUAUUCGCUCGGAGGCCUGGUCGCUCGAUACGCCUUAGGGCUCCUCUACGCUCGGGGUUGGCUAGACAAAUUGGAGCCCGUCAACUUCACCACAUUCGUUUCGCCGCACGUCGGGGUACGUCUCCCACUGAAGGGGACCUGGGGCUUCUUGUGGAACAAUGUGGGGCCUCGGACGAUCUCCAUGUCGGGGAAGCAACUGUUCAUGAUCGACACCUUUCGAGACUCCGGGCGACCGCUGCUCAGUGUCUUGGCUGAUCCGGACAGCAUCUUCAUCAAGGCACUGAAGACCUUCAAACAUCGAUGUGUCUAUGCGAACAUUGUCAACGACCGGUCGACCAUCUUCUACACCACCGCCAUCUCGGCUAUCAACCCCUUCGAGGACCUGGAGAACGUACAGUUCGACUAUGUGGCGGGCUACGAGCCCGUCAUUAUCGAUGCCACCAAGCCCGUCGCGGUCGUCAAGCCGGAGCGUCCGUCGUUUCUAGAACAACUGCAGCGCCAGGUCAUCAGCUUCUUCACCAAUCUCCCCUUCCAAGCCCUCUUCACAGCCUUCGUCAUCAUCGGUGUGCCCUUGUUUCUCUUGAAUGCGGUUGUCCAGAAUUUCCGCAGUCAACGCCGCAUCCGCCGCCACGAGGCUGCACACUCGCGUAAGAUCUUCGACCGCUAUCGCGUCCCCGUCAUAGUCGAGGAAGUCCAGCAAGUGGUCGAAGAGGUCUUCGAGAGCGCCGGCGCUCGACAGAAGCCCGACCAUUUGUCCUCUGCUACCACUACCACCACGAGAGCAGCAUCUGACACACCCAAAAGACAUCGGGGAGGAGCAACAACAAGCUCAUCCGCGACCGACCUGGAAAGCAAGCUCGAGGAAGACGACAUCGAGCCCCUCCUCCGCCGCAGCAGUACAGCGUCCAGUUUUGGCAGCGAGAAAUUCCCCACUCUGGCCCUGACCCCGGCGCAAUUUUCCAUCAUCGAUUCUCUGAACUCGGUGGGCUUCCACAAGUUUCCGGUCUGGAUCCAUAACCACCGGCAUAGUCAUGCCGCUAUCAUCAUCCGAGUACAGAAAAGGGGAUUCGAUGAAGGCAAGGUGGUCGUGAAGCAUUGGUUGGAUCAGGAAUUCGAGAUUUAGACCUUGCUGCUACUAGAGUAUCUGGUGAGGUACGGCAAUAAGAGAAGCGCGCCCUUAGUAGCCCUUGCUACUUUAUUCUUAUCUUGUUGUAUCAACGUACAAACGCAACACCUGCAGCUGUUCUUUCAUUCUAGCGUUGGUUAUUGGGUGCAUGUAGGGGAAGUUAGACAGAGUAGAAGACAGACUAUACAGUUCAUGCUAUUUCUUC